CUGUAAAUUGCGAAGGUGACAGCAACUGCACUCUUGAUUCCAUCAACCCGUAUCUCAGACACGAAAUCAGACAAGCGCUAUCACGCCGCUUAGCACUUUUGUAUACAGAAUGCAACAAACGCCAUGUCAAUUGUCAAUUGUCAAAUACUCAUCGUGAACGAGCAAUUGUCAAUAGGAAAAUAAGAAAGACCCGUCGCACUGAAACGAUACUCCUCGAAGAACUGGAAUGAAAAACAAGCUAAAACAAUGAACACGAGGACAUCCCGACGAUACGCAACUCGAGCAUCGAGUGACCUGUGAAAAUCGCGAAGAAAGGCGGAUGGAUGGCGGCAAAAGGCGAUUCGACGGCUCGCAGCACCGUUCUCCAGCCGUCAACUUCUCCGUGGCGCGUGCCACAGGGCUGGACCAAUGACCGACAAGUGGCACGAGCACCUUACAUAAAACCCUGCAAGAAGAGCGACCCGGAUAUCAACAAGUGCAUCACCAGGUCCAUCGACCAGCUUCGUGACAAAUUAGCGACUGGGAUACCAGAGCUGGAAGCACCUGCCAUCGAACCCCUGAAUCUCAAGGAAAUUCGUCUGUUUCGAGGACCCGUUGGAGCUAGACUUGACAUCAAUAUCACCGACUUAAGGGUAUCUGGACCAUCCACGUUCAAAAUUCGCGAUCUCAAGGCAGAUGUGGAAAACGUGGUGUUCACGUUCAAGGUGAAUUUCGAGAAAUUGAACUUCCAAGGGAAAUAUCAAAUAAACACGAGAGUGCUGUUACUGAAACUGACAGGACAGGGUGAACUCACUGGAACCUUUACCGACUAUGACUCAGACGUCGUCUUAAGAGCACGCAAGGUGUUCAGAGACGGCGAUACCUACCUGAAUUUUGAGAGGAUGAAGGUGAAGAUCAAGAUAGGCAAGGCAAAUUUGCAUCUGAGUAAUUUGUUUGGCGGCGACACAGUCCUUUCUGCUGCGACUCACGAGUUGUUGAACAACAACAACGCACUCUUCCUGGACGAAAUCACGCCAGUUUUGGAAUUAUCAUUGGCAGAGCUGUUCACAGACGUGGCCAAUAAGAUCACGAAGUCCUUCACGUACAAAGAACUGUUUCCAGAUGAUUAAACGAAUUCUCGUAGAAACUGCAACUCUUCAGAGUCGAAAUUUCGAUUUCUCAUAAACGAAGAUACGAUUUUUGUGUAAAAAUUCUUGUAAAAAUGUGUAUAGCUGCUUUAUAUUAAAUUCAAGGGAGUCUACGUUGUUUUUAUUUUCAAUCCACGAUGGAAUGGAGGAAGGAAUUUGGAGACUCAGAUUUUCUUUAUAAUUUCUGAUAAUUAAUAAAAUCAUAAUCAAUGAAUAAUAAAAUGUAAUAGAGUUAACUAGAAAUUAGUUAGUCAUAUUUUGGGAUAA
Messenger RNA from Eufriesea mexicana, 1394 nucleotides. RefSeq names its product protein takeout. The coding region runs from base 324 to 1109 and encodes 261 amino acids. The transcript has 5 exons. NCBI's taxonomy places the organism in Eukaryota, Metazoa, Arthropoda, Insecta, Hymenoptera, Apidae. The record is from RefSeq and is a predicted model, not a curated record. Gene Ontology annotation, biological process: multicellular organismal reproductive process.